CUCUUGGUUUCGCCCAGAGAGACCUGAUUCAAAACCUCAACUCAUCAGGAACUAUUGGGAUAUAAUUUCAUUUACCUGAAUCCUACAAAUACGAAGAAAACUCGCAAUUGAAGCCCCCAAUUAGGCUGCAGCACCAGCAUCGCACGCGGUCAAACCUUUUGGUCUGAGACCUUUGGGAGGUAUUAGUCUUCGUUUGGAAGGAAGUCCCAGGACGGAGAGACUGGCCUGAAAAUUUUCUGUCAAGGGUGAAACCCUACUGCACGCGUCGGGACGGGAGAGAAGGGUUUUGGACACUCCGCGCGGUGAGGGUGGGGCAGAGUUUUCGGAAGUAGAGUAGGGAUUGCUGAACGCAGGGCAUUUACCCCGUGGAAUCCGAUCGCUCGUGCUUUCGCUGGGUCGCACACAUGAGCCUGGCUUGAGUGCAUCGGACAGAGGUUCAAGAUUCGGGCAUGUUUUCGAAGGAUUAGGGAUUGAGUACUUUCUCUGUUGGUUAUCUCUUUCCUGUUUUUUAUUCCCGGUGCAAGACGGAGGGAUCGAGAACAAAGCACUUUCACCUCUGCGCUUGUCAAAGGUGUCGCGAUUUGUGCAUGCCUGAUAUUUGUUGCACCUGCUGCGGAGGGGUCGAAGGGCGAGUUGUGCGUCCAUAAUCCGCGUCGUACGAGGAGGUCAUUCGUGCGGACGGUUGAAAGUAGGGCAUCGGGAGCAGGGGACGAGAGGAAGCUCGGCGUCGAGAUUGGGGAUUCAGAUUGCGGUGGAAUAGGUGGGGGGCAAGGAAGGAGCUUCGGGUGACAUUCGUAAGAGUCGUUGUGAGUCGGGCUUUCGAGGGUUCAAAUCUUAGGAGGAGGUAGACGACAGGUGGGAAAUUUUUCACGUGACACAGAGAGGGGCUCCACGAGGCUGCAGCCAUGGCGACCGUUUUGAUGAAAAUCAAAGAUAUCGAAGAUGAGAUGGCUAGGACGCAAAAGAAUAAGGCCACCGCGCAUCAUCUGGGGCUCUUGAAGGCUAAGCUCGCGAAGCUGCGAAGGGAGAUUCUUGCCCCGUCGUCAUCGAAAGGCGCUGGAGGAGCGGGAGAAGGAUUCGAUGUGACCAAGAGCGGUGACUCGCGAGUCGGUCUGGUGGGAUUUCCCUCCGUCGGAAAGUCGACUCUUUUGAAUAAACUGACGGGCACAUUCUCGGAGGUAGCAUCGUACGAGUUUACAACUCUGACUUGCGUUCCUGGGGUGAUUAGAUAUAGGGGUGCCAAAGUUCAGCUUCUGGAUCUUCCGGGUAUUAUCGAAGGAGCUAAGGAUGGAAAGGGUCGUGGACGUCAGGUCAUUUCUACUGCUCGAACUUGCAAUUGUAUUCUUAUCGUCCUGGAUGCCAUCAAGCCUAUAACGCACAAGCGAUUGAUCGAGAAGGAGUUGGAGGGUUUUGGAAUCAGGUUGAAUUCGGAACCCCCGAAUAUGACUUUUAGGAGGAAGGACAAAGGAGGAAUUAAUUUUACGUCCACGGUGUCGAACACGCAUUUAGAUCUCGAAACUGUCAAGGCCAUCUGCGGAGAGUAUAAAAUACAUAAUGCUGACAUUUCACUGCGGUUUGAUGCAACGGCUGAUGAUCUGAUCGAUGUCAUCGAAGGAAACCGAAUUUACAUGCCUUGCAUUUAUGUCAUCAACAAAAUAGAUCAAGUCACCAUGGAAGAGUUGGAGAUUCUCGACAAGUUGCCACAUUAUUGCCCUGUAAGUGCUCACUUGGAAUGGAAUCUCGACGGAUUGUUGGAAAAGAUUUGGGAAUAUCUGGACUUGAUUCGUGUUUACACCAAACCCCGAGGAAUGAGCCCCGACUACGAGGAUCCUGUCAUAUUGUCAGCGAAGAAAUGUACAGUCGACGACUUCUGUCAACGAAUUCACAAAGAUAUGGUGAAGCAGUUUAAGUUUGCGUUGGUUUGGGGUUCCAGUGCCAAGCACAAACCCCAAAGAGUAGGCAGGGAGCAUCAAUUAGAGGAUGAAGAUGUUGUUCAAAUUAUCAAGAAGGUGUAAAAUGCGACAAUUAACGGACAUUACAUUCUUAUCUUCAUCAGUUGGAUCUUAUGGAUGCGUGUCACCAGCGCUUGGUUAUGUAUUAUUGAGGCCAACACCUGCAUUCUGCUUCCGUGCUUGAAGUGUUGGGAAAAGCUCUGUUUCACCUUUGACUCCACGAGUGUCUCGUUCUGUAGAAGCAAAGUACAGAAAGUUGGUUGCUUUGACUGGGUGUCCGAGAUAUGGUGAAUCGUUUUGAGUUAGCCUUGGUUGAGCCUUCCGGUUGCGGACCUCAAUAUUGAAGUAGGUUGGGCACAAGCCGGAGAUGGCCAUAAUCAUGGCGCCAUGUUUCGGUGUAUAUAUGGAAUGCAAAUGGUGCUUCCUUUACUCUUGAGAUUCGUGAUAUUUGUGAAGCACUUUUCCCUCCAUAGUAAACAGGAGCCUGUUCAGAGGAAUAUGCUGUAAUUUCAUCAAAUUAGCCUUUUUUUUUUUUUCACUUUGAAGGAACAUUGUAAUCUGAUAUCCCUUUCUACCGACCUGAUGUUGUUUCAGAAUUGUGGGUUCAAAAAGUAAGGUUCAGAAUUUUUUUGAUUUUUGGGAAACAGUUAGCAUCGUUGGUCUCUUUAUUCCAAAGCAGAUGUGAUGAUUACCCCAUUUCAUACAUGAACAGAGGCAUCGCUGCUCUAUUUUUAGUUCCAUUGUGAAAAGGCCAUCAUCACGUUUGCAUCUGGCCUGGAUAAUGCAGUUGAAGAACGCUCAGUUGAUGACGAAGAAUGUGUAGUUGUUAAAUAUCCUGGAUUGGUGGAAUCGCUGCACAGCUUUCAUUCAACUCUACCGAAACAAUGUAGCGAGUCUUUCACCUUGUAAAUCCGUAUUCGGUGUUCUGCGUUUAGACGCUGUCAUCCUUGUCUUGUAAGUUGUGACAGUGAUCAAGUAUUUAUUUUUGGAAAUAGGCACGGUUGCUUACUGGGAAUCGGAUCUCCGAAUUAUCGAUACACUGCGGCCAGGAAUUAAUCACGAUAUCCGACUCGUAGUGAUUGGGAGGCACGAGGAUGUGGAGAAUAAGAAUCCGAUUCGCGACUAGGCAAAUUGUGUCAACCAGCUUUGGUUCAUGGUUCAACACACAACACAAAACCCUGUUUAUUCCUGUUUAGCAAUGUCAAAGAUACAGAAAGGGUUUGACGAUGUUUCCCCCGAUAUGUCUAACAUACUUGCAUGU
Messenger RNA from Marchantia polymorpha subsp. ruderalis, 3213 nucleotides. The record is from the annotation of a GenBank genome assembly. Lineage: Eukaryota; Viridiplantae; Streptophyta; Marchantiopsida; Marchantiales; Marchantiaceae.